AUGAAGGCGAGGGUGCUGCUGGCGGAGGUCGAUAAAGAUAUGAAGUUUCCACCGGGAUGGAUCACACAGUGGCGAAUGAAACACGGCAUCCGCACCGCCGACGACAUUUCCAAUAUGCCACCUCCAGCACUUCCUGGCCCUGCAGCUACGGGCUCCACCCCUGCCGUUUCCACGGUUACCGCCGCCGCUCUUGAGGCCGAAACCCCCAACGCCGCUGUUGAGACUGAUACGGCAGCCGCCGCUCUUGAAGACACGGCUACUCCCGCAACUAUAGGCCUGAGCUUUCCGCAGGCCCCUGAGCUGUACAGUGAUGUGGACGAGAGCUAUAGGGUCUAUCUCGACCUUAUUCCGGAGCAGUUUAGGGGCGAGAAGAAGCCGCCGAUUCCGGGGGAUCGGGAUCUGCCGAUUUACCUAGAUUAG
Morchella sextelata is the source of this 420-nucleotide messenger RNA. RefSeq lists its product as uncharacterized. The coding region runs from base 1 to 420 and encodes 139 amino acids. The record is from RefSeq and is a predicted model, not a curated record. Lineage: Eukaryota; Fungi; Ascomycota; Pezizomycetes; Pezizales; Morchellaceae. The transcript is spliced from 3 exons.